Messenger RNA from Aspergillus melleus, 1071 nucleotides. Its product is annotated as D-mandelate dehydrogenase-like dehydrogenase. The record is from RefSeq and is a predicted model, not a curated record. Bases 1 to 1071 code for a protein of 356 amino acids. Gene Ontology annotation, cellular component: cytosol. Lineage: Eukaryota; Fungi; Ascomycota; Eurotiomycetes; Eurotiales; Aspergillaceae. Gene Ontology annotation, molecular function: hydroxypyruvate reductase [NAD(P)H] activity; glyoxylate reductase (NADPH) activity; NAD binding. The transcript has 2 exons.
AUGCCCAAACCUAUUGUUCUCCACCUUGGAGACCCCAUCAAAUACAACCAUGACUUCUACAACGGCCCUUUCUCCGACCGCUACCAAGUCAUCCACAACGAUGCCCCCGGUCGAGAAUCCUUCAUCCAAGCCUUGAAAUCCAACCGAUACGGCCCCUUCUCCGCCAUCUUCCGCCCUCACUUCCAAUCCGGCGGCGAAAUGGGUCCCUGGAACCCAGACCUCAUCUCACUCCUCCCUCCCUCCGUCCGCAUCUUCGCCUCCGCCGGCGCCGGUUUCAACUGGGCCGACGUCGACGCUCUCGCCGCGCGCGGCAUCUGGUACGCCAACGGCGCCGGGGCCUCCGAUGACGCCGUCUCCGACACAACGCUGUUCAUGAUCCUGAGCGUGUUUCGCAACUUUACGAGAUCGCAACUUGCGGCGCGGACCGCGGAUCCGGAGAUCUUUACGGCCACGCAUAAGCUCAUCGCGACGAUCUCGCGAAACCCCCGUGGUCAUGUCCUUGGGUUAGUGGGGCUGGGGAAUAUCAGUAAACGGGUCGCGGCAAAGGCGAGGGGGGCGUUGGGGAUGGAGGUACGGUAUUUUGAUGUGGUGAGGUUGGAGCAGGAGGAGGAGGAGAGGCUGGGGGUGGUGUAUGUGGAGUCGUUGGAGGGGAUGUUGAGGGGGGCGGAUUGCGUGAGCUUGCAUACGCCGUUGAAUGGGCGGACUAGGCAUUUGAUCAAUCGGGAGACAAUUUCGGUCAUGAAGGAUGGGGCGAGGCUGGUGAAUACGGCGAGGGGGGAGGUGGUGGAUGAGCAGGCGCUGAUUGAGGCGCUGGAGUGUGGGAAGUUGUCUGCGGCGGGGUUGGAUGUGCAUUAUCAUGAACCGCAGGUUUCGAAGCGGUUGGCGGCUAUGGAGAAUGUCACGUUGACGACGCAUGUUGGGGGAGGGGCACUGGAGACGAGGAUCAACUUUGAGUUGAACGCAAUGAAAAAUAUUCUGGCGGUGGUGGGGGAGGACGGGGAGAUGAUUGGGGAGCCGUUGACUCCGGUUAAUGCGAGGGCUGUUAGGGAGGCGUUGAAUAGGAUGCAAUAG